This is a messenger RNA of Pan troglodytes (chimpanzee), 9277 nucleotides long. RefSeq names its product zinc finger DHHC-type palmitoyltransferase 21 (gene ZDHHC21). The transcript has 11 exons. NCBI's taxonomy places the organism in Eukaryota, Metazoa, Chordata, Mammalia, Primates, Hominidae. The record is from RefSeq and is a predicted model, not a curated record. Bases 627 to 1424 code for a protein of 265 amino acids. Gene Ontology annotation, biological process: protein targeting to membrane; peptidyl-L-cysteine S-palmitoylation. Gene Ontology annotation, molecular function: protein-cysteine S-palmitoyltransferase activity. Gene Ontology annotation, cellular component: Golgi apparatus; endoplasmic reticulum.
GGCUCCCGGGAGCUAAGCGAGACGGCGACGGCGGCAGUCGUCCCUCCCCACGCGGGCGCGCGGGCAUGCGGACACCCACUCGGCCGGUCCAGGCCCUCAGGCUCCCGGAAGCGGAAGGGGAGAGCGGCCCGGCCUGGGCGGCGGCGCCGGAGGAGGCGGAGGUGGCGCGGCAGGAGGAGGGGAAAGAGCUGCUGGCGGUUGGGAGAGCGGCGGCAGCGAGAGGCGAGCCAGCGGGGACGAAUGAAGAACUUUUUUACUUGCUGCAGGAUUUUCAGCUUCAGCAAGCAGGCUUUGGUAUCAGGAUGAUGCUGGCCUCAUAAAAGGAGUUAAAGAGGAUUCCCUCUUUUUCUAUUGAUUGGAAUAGCUUCAGAAAGAAUGGUACCAGCUCCUCCUUGUACCUCUGGUAGAAUUCGGCUGUGAAUCCAUCUGGUCCUGGACUUUUUUUUGGUUGGUUCUCAUGGAGAACUGUUAUUGAAGAGAGAUCCAUUUGGUGGGAUAUAAUUUAAAAAAAUGAAUCAAAAGAAAAUCUCUAAAUGCAGAUGCCAGAAAAAUUACAGCACAUCUCAGUGAAUUUGCAAGUGGAUCAUCCUUCCUUGUGGGUUAGCAGGCAGUUAUAAGAUUGCAAAAUGGGUCUCCGGAUUCACUUUGUUGUUGACCCACAUGGUUGGUGCUGCAUGGGUUUGAUUGUCUUUGUUUGGUUAUACAAUAUUGUUUUAAUUCCCAAAAUUGUCCUCUUUCCUCACUAUGAAGAAGGACAUAUUCCAGGCAUAUUAAUAAUAAUAUUCUAUGGCAUUUCCAUAUUCUGUCUGGUUGCCUUAGUGAGGGCCUCCAUAACUGAUCCAGGAAGACUCCCUGAGAACCCCAAGAUCCCACAUGGAGAAAGGGAGUUCUGGGAAUUAUGUAACAAGUGUAAUUUGAUGAGACCAAAGCGUUCCCAUCACUGUAGCCGCUGCGGCCACUGUGUGAGGAGAAUGGAUCAUCACUGUCCAUGGAUUAACAAUUGUGUUGGUGAAGAUAAUCAUUGGCUCUUUCUGCAGUUGUGUUUCUACACUGAACUUCUUACUUGCUACGCACUGAUGUUUUCUUUCUGCCACUAUUACUAUUUUCUUCCACUGAAAAAGCGUAAUUUGGACCUCUUUGUUUUUAGACAUGAAUUGGCCAUAAUGAGACUAGCAGCCUUUAUGGGCAUUACUAUGUUAGUUGGAAUAACUGGACUCUUUUACACUCAACUAAUUGGCAUCAUCACAGAUACAACAUCUAUUGAAAAGAUGUCAAACUGUUGUGAAGAUAUAUCGAGGCCCCGAAAGCCAUGGCAGCAGACCUUCUCAGAAGUUUUUGGCACUCGUUGGAAGAUCCUGUGGUUCAUUCCUUUCAGGCAGAGGCAACCACUGCGAGUUCCUUACCACUUUGCCAAUCAUGUCUAAACAGAUGGAUGGUGGGCACAGAUGGGUCCUCCAUGCUGGAAAUGCGUUACAGGUUUUAUGAUAAUAGAACUAUGACAGUCUUCAAGUCAAUUAAAAUCCACCCACCAAUCUUAGGCAUCAUAAUGUGCCCCAGGCUUUAUUUUAAUAGUGAUCUUGAUCCUGUUGUGGGACUAAUACAAGAUCUAUAUUUAAGUUUUAAAGCAUGUUUACUUUCAAAUUAGCUUUCCACAGGGAUUUCUUGAAAUGCUUUUGUUAUUAAACUCAAAAGGCAGUGAUUAGGAUGAAAUAAUUGUACAUAAUUUAUUUUAGUACUGACAGUGUUACAGAUUCUAAUUUAUGGUAAAUUUCAGAUGUUUAUUUAAAAUUUUCACUUUUAAACAGUAACCAAAUCUAAAUUUAAUUAUUCAGGUUUUACAAAAGUUGAUACACCUUCUUAUAGUAUAGGUAAAUUUUCUUUUUCAAAUCCAAUUUAAAAUAACCUUUCCUUUUAAAUGUGCUGCAAUGUUUUUAAAAAUGCAGCAGCAUAGGAGUGAACAACAGCAACACAAAACGGGCAUUGGUUUCUUAGGAGUGGCUUGCUUACGUUUUCUUCUUUUUUCUUCACCAAAACCAACGUAAAAGUACCACUGAAGUAAAACACCAACUACCUACCUUACUAUAAAGGAAAUGUUAAAAUUUUUUUCACAAUAAUUUUUUCAAUUUUCGCUAUUACUGUUGUAAUUAUUGAUUGUGAUUAAAAUAUUUGUUCCCAGGAGAACUCCUCACCAGUGGGCAUGUAUUCCUAUUUUAUCCUAAGAUUUUAAUGAGCAAAAAGGGGAGAGAAUUUGCAAUAACUUCACAAUUACCUUUUCUAGUGCAGUUAUAUUAGAAUGCAUAUGUUUUUAAAAUGCUAGUAUAACUAGAUAGUAUAUAAUGUACAGUAUAAAGAGGAAUAUUGUGCUUUUGAAAAGAGUAUACUUUUUACUUUUAUUUAUGUACUAGUAGAUGUAAAAUUUCACAUUGAAGGUUUAUAUAUAUUGGCCAACUCAUAUAGAAAUUUUAUUUAUAGGAAGCUACUACUAAAAAAAGUCACUAACUUUGUGUACCUGUAAUCCCUAAAUUAAAAUUAAAUUUUAAUUGGCUGGCUGUAAUUUGCAUUGAGAGACCUUUUACUAGUAGCUAGUGUUAGGAAGUGAACCUAAAAUAAGAAAAUAUAAUGAUCUGUGUUUAUCAUUAGCCUUGUACAAAUGUAAAUUACUAAUAGUGAUGUUCCCUUGCAAGGCAUAGAACAUUUGUAUGAAAAGACAUUUACUAUGCUUUGAAAAAAACUCAGCUUUUAGUUUUUUUCCAUUAGAAUACUGCAAAACCCAUAUAUCUUUUUAAAAAAUUUAUGUACUCACAGUCUUUCCCUUGAAGAGAAGAUUGAAAAAGUCUACUGUUCAUAAACCAUGCUAACAUUUUCCUUUUAGCUAGUUUUGAAAGUAAGGAACAAUACCUGGGAAAUAAUUAAACAGAAGGUUACCAUUGUCAGCCAGUUGGCUAUACUGUGGUUAGUUCUUUCAGAAAUUGUAAAUAUCUUGUAGCAUAUUCUGAAAUAAUAGAGUAAGUUCUUCUCAGAGAUGUUAAUAUCAUGUUUUUCACGUUCUAAUUAGAAUACUUUAUUACUUACAAACUCAGAAAUACGAACAGAAAUACAGCAGACGAACAUAUUUAUUGGUACUGAAAAGAGACAUAGUAAAUUAAAUAGAAGAAAUAUAUUUAUAAAGCUUAGUGAAACACAAAAUUAGAAUGUUCAUGUCAGGCACAUGAGUUUGGAUUUUGUGCAAGCUAAUUUGGCCACAUUUGGCCUGGUGACAGAACUGUUCAUAAGGAAGUAAUAUAUAGAUAAGGUAGGUAGAUAUCAGUUGAAUGCCUUAUAUUGUGUACAUUCCUUUCAAAUAAAGACCUUGAGAAAACAGCAGAGCUAAGUGAAGAUCACCUAAAGAACUUUGUGGCUAAUUUAUACUUCAUGUAGUAGCAGUGGGUACUGGGCAGGGUUUCUUUCCCACUCUGAUGAUUUGUGCUCUUAUUUUUCCUAGAUUUACCUCUUCUAGGGCAUAUUCUUUUCCCUCUUCCUCUUUACCUUUCCUGGUCCUGAUCCCUCUGUACUCAGUUCCCCUAAAUUAUUGGACUACAAACUAAUAUACUAGAAAAGCAUACACUUAUUUUAUUUGAAUGCAGAAAUGCUAUCUAUCAGUAUAUAUACAUAAGAAUGUAUAUUACAGUAUAUCUAUAUAUACUUACACUGUAACUUUCAGUAUUCCCCAGUUAGCGUACCUAACCCUCCUGUGGGUUUUGUUAAUUCUUAUUAAACUACUAGAGAAAAACCAACUGGCAGUUUGCUAAGCAUAUCUACUGGUGUUGUUUCUGCGCCCUCUUUUGGCUAAUUGAUGUAAUUAUACUGGCUCUAAAGAUUUACUGCCCCAUAAGUAAAUAGUAUAGCCACAUUCUGAACAUAUCAAAAGUACAAACUUAGGAGGAGUGUAUGUACAAAAAUAUAAAAUUUUAUGAAAAUGAACAUGUUUUUAUGAUGUUAUUUCUAGUUCAUAAGAAUGUGAUGACUGCUUUGCUUCAUUUAUGUACGUUCCCAUUAUAUUCUUGCUGUCAAUCACAAAUUUAUAUCAGAUUAGGAUAAACUAAGCCAUUUUAUGUAUUUUAUUUUAAACCUUAUUUUGGCAGAGUAAUUCCUUAGAAUUGGAAAAGCUGUUACUUUGAAAUUACCAAUUUAUUACAAAACAUAGAAAUGUAUUGUAGCUACAAAGGCAACCAAGCAUUUUCUGUGUUUUAAUGAAUAUCUAAAAAACUACAUUUAGUUUAUUUUACUCAGUUUUGAAAUGAUUUUUUUACUGGCUCUAUUGCCUUAAAAUAACUAAGAGAUUAAUGAUUCUUUGUAUAAUUUUCCUUUUCUUUGUUUUUUUUUUUACAUUUUGCAGAGUUAUAUGUAUAGUUUUAGUAACAAUGUCUUACGUAUUCUGGAUAACUGAAAACAACUAAAGGUGUUGGGCAUUAGAAAAUAAUUGUGAGCAGUAAGAUUACUGAUGUAAUAUGUAUGUUGGACUGAAGUAUUUCUUUAUAAACAUUCUAUUUGAUUUUAAGCAAAAUGUAUGUUAAAGCAUGUUUUUACAUCAGUAAAGUCAUUUGUGGACCUUCUUGAAAUGAAAGGUUUUUACCUAGAUACUGUAAGUUACACCUCCUUAACAAUCAUAUUUGUCAUUGUUGUUUUCUGCAAACAAAAAUGUUUAUGGGCUUCAUGUAGGCUUAAGAUUGUAGGCAAAAAUGGAGUGAGUUCAGGACCCUUCAAGCAGUAGGCAUUCAGUUACAGAGCAGUUGGUACUUUGUAACCCAGACUUACAGUUAGCUGAUGUUUCAUUAUAAUAAAAAUACUAUUUUGCUUAAGAGUUGUAUUACAAAUAUUUGUGCUUAACAUUAGAAAUAGCUGUUUUAAAUUGUAGUUAACAUAUUAACUUUUUCAGAAAAAAAGCAUAGUUUAUUUUUAAUAAUGAAAUAGAGAACAUAAUACGUAAUGUUCAGUAUAACAGCUGAGUUAAAACAUCUGCCAGGAUUAACAUCAGUGCAUUUUUGCCAAUGCAUAGAGGCAUUUUUCUCUAAGUAUGAUGGCUAAUGUUAACUAUUCUUUGUUACACAUUCAAGUCACUCCCAUACAAGUAACUAGUUGGUGAUAUGUUUCACUCCAAAGGGUGUAUUAAUUCUGAAUGCUAAUCAUGAAGACUUAAGUUAGGACAACACUUCAAACCAGGAAGUGUGAACUGAUUUAGAUUAUAGCCACACGAUUUUCUGUGUGUUAGAUCAUGGGGUAGUUUGAGUGUUUUCACAUGUAUUGCUAUAAAAUCACAAUGUACCAAGCUCUGGUUUAAUAUGCCAUUAAUACUAAUUAAUAGAGCUGCUAGUCUCUCUCUGGACUUUUCUCUAGUCUCUGCUUCUCUUGCACUUCCUGUAUCAAUAGAUUACUUAGCUCAAGUUUACCAAGUUUAAUAACCUAUACUUACUUUAUUGAAUAAGUUUCUGACAUGACCUCUAAUAUACAUAGAUAUAUCUAGAAUUUAUUUGAUAAAAUUCACACAUACAAACAUUGAGUAGUUUGCUAAUAGAUACAAAUAUUAGAUUUUCACACAACUCUACUACUGCUUUAAAAAAUAUAAGUAUUGGUAAGUGUAGCAAAUAAGCCAUGUACAUUUAAUGUGUUCUACUUGCUAGUAUUAACUGUAUGAUUAAUGAAUGUGUUAUUUAAUGCCCAAGUUUGUUAACUUUUAUUCUAGAAAUCAUCCUCUGAAUUUAUUGUAAAUCACAAAUUUGAUUGUGCUCUAUAUUUAGUCAUUCUCAGUUGAAUUCUAGAAUAUUCCACAGUACAAUGUAAGAAAGUAUUAGAACCAACUUGCUUGAACUAUUUUGAACCAGUGUUGUAAUUCUAUAUGUUAAUCAGUAUUUAGCAUUUCUGCUACUUUUGAGAUGAUGAUGGUUUAACUUCAGGAAAGUGACUUUUCUGACUUCUUUUAUUAUCAUUGUGCAAUUUUUAACAACAAAACUCACUAUAUCUUUGUCAGUUCUUCAGAUGUUAGAAUACUGCCUGCUAAUUUGAAACAGAAAUAACAAUGGUAUUUAAAAAGUCAUUGAUAUUACUGAUACUUUCCAUUAUCAUUAUAUUUUUUACUAUUAUUAUGUUCUUUUUGCCUUGUCCACCCUAGAGAAUAGGUACAAAUGAGUAGUGAGUAUCCAAAAACUUACUAAGAUGGAAAGAAGGCUAGAUGGUGCAUGAAUAAUCAGCAUCUCAGCAACAGAGUUGACUGGAGCCAGUUUCUGACAUCAGAGAAUCUCUUUGCUGUAAUCAUUUUAGCCUUAUCUCUUAUUUAUACCAUUUUUAUGGGAAGAGUUGUUAGUGCAUAUAAGCAUUUAGUUUGAAUUAUUUAACUUAAAGAAUUUAUAUUGCGGUUUCUCUUCAGUUGGUCAGAUGCGUUUUAUAAAUAUUUUAGUUUUAAAUAUAAUUGUGUAGAGUAUGAUAAUGUGAAGUGUUAAAAAUAAUGUGGAAAACUCAGCUAUUUAAUGCAGAGGAGAAAUGAAUAGGUUGACCAAAGUUUGAAAAAACUGGCACCUUUUCUGGAAAUCUCUUAUUGCAAAGAAAAGAUACUGAGUGUAUAGAAAAUUUUGUCACCAGAGGAAAAAUAAACAAUAUAUAAGGGUGGCUUUCACUUUAACAUUUGGGAUAUUUUGGAGUUCUUGAUACCUCAAAGGUCUCCAUUUCAUAUCUGUAACAUGUAAUGUCGUUCUUAUAACAGUUCAACACUGAUUUUUUUGGUAUCGAUAGCUUUAUAUAUAAACAAAGAUGCGGACAAAAUAGCUUAACAGAAGUUGUGGGCUUUUUUGUGGCUUUGCCUGCCUGUUUGACUAAAUACAGGGUUUAAUUGUUUGCAGGCUAUUAACUAAAGGGAAAGCUUACCUGCGUAUUGCAAGCUAUAUAUUCUUGCCAGUAUACAUUGGAUGAUAUUUUAACCUACUGGUGCCUGAAGUUAGUGUUUUAUAACCUCAACAACUAUAAAACAUCCUGGUGCUAUUCACUUUAGCAUUGAGUGACAUUUUUAAUUCCUGUACCAAAGAGUUAAUUUUCUUUUUGGUUGACUGAGUUUUCUUCUCACAUCGUUGUGUAUUUAUAAAGUAGAAUUUAAUGUUACUAAGAACAGUUUGAUUAACAGAUCUUAUUUUUUGCAUGCUGCUGUGGCAAUUUAAUGGAUUUUAAAUGUUUCUCAUUUGGAUUUUUUUUUAGGUAGGCAUGUAUGGAUUUUAAUUUUGUAUUUUAAUAUGGCUUGGCUACUUUAAAAGGUAGUUUGAUAGGCUGAAAUUACAAAAGAUAAUUGAAGCACUUUUCACAAGUUGUUUUAUUUCUGCAACAAUGAAUAAAAAAGGUAAGAACUCUAAUUUAUAUAAAUGAACUAUAUAGCUUAUUGGGCACUUUAGUGAAUACUGAAACAAAAUACUAAAAUGAAGAGUUAAAGGUUCAUUCUCAUUACAAAUCAAGAGUUCAGCGUGUGUGUGUGUGUGUGUGUGUGUGUAAUCUUUAGUGGCUUUAAAGAAUAAUAUUGCCAUUUGUCUACUUUGCAAAUAAAGAUAACAGAACACCUUUAAAAUAUAUGUAUGUGUACAUAUGUGUGUGUAGAUAUAUAGAGAGAGAGAUACGGAGAGACAGACAGACAGAGAGAGAGACAGAGAGAGAGAUGCUUUCCCAAGAGGAAAUGCAUAUGUACCUUGAUUUAAGCAAAACUGAUAACAGAAAAUUGAACUUAAUGAAAGAAAAAAGUCUGGAUAUGGUUACUCACUUUACCUAGAGUAAGAUUUUUAAAACUAAUUUUGCUUAGUAGUUAAUUUUACAAAAAUGAAGAAAAACACCCUUUAAGUGUACUCGUAAUUUAAAACACCUUUGAAAUGUAAUUGUCCAAAUGUAAUGCUGCUAUGUAUAUUAUUUGGGUUCCAGAUUUUUCCCUUUAAAAUUCUCAAAACACUCAGUGUCCUUACAACUGCAGCUAAGAUGGUUAAUCAUUCUGGCAAGAAGGUGACAGUGUGUAUAUUGGAAAGGCAGACAUUCACAUUUGAAAAUAUUUUGCAUUAUUGUUAGCUAAAAUCAACCUCUCCUUGAACGUAGAUACAAUAUAUGGUUUUGCAGUCAAUUCUGAAUGGAAAAAAAGAAUCAAGUCUGAAAUUUAUGUGAAAUGUGGCUUCAGAUCAUUUGAACGAUAUGUAGAAAUCUAGAUGAACAUAUCAUUAGAGGUGAAAGCAAAAUUUGAAAGCCUAAUGAGAUGAAGCAACAUUAUCUCUCUCUAAUCUGCCAACAAUAUUCCCUAGAUUGUGUUGCCACUGUAUUGAUUCUGAGUAAUUUGGCUUGUUUAUGCGUGAUUUAAAUGCAUGUGGCUGAAUGCAGUAAUUUUUCAAGUUAUUGAGUAGUAGAGAAUUCACCACUAUUCACUGUCUCCCAGAGAUGAACAUAUAAAAGAAAAAAAUUCUACUUCAUAUAUGUAAGAAUAAAGCAACUAAAUGAUACGAAAGUAAAAACUUCCACCAGAAUCAGAGAUAUUCCGACAAGUGAAUUGUGAGUCUAACACAGGAGGACAAAGCUAGGCUCUUGCGAGGACAGAGCACACGUGGAUCAUGCUGUAUGAGCUCACUUUGUGUCCCUGGAAUUAGCGUUUUUUUUGUGUGUGAUCUAACUGGCAAGUUUAAUGAAUAGCCAAAAUCUAUGUUAUUCUUGAGGCUCCUAAAAUUAUGUGUGAACCCCAAGUUCUGUCUAGUAUUAUAUCCCUAAAAUGCUUUUAAUAGUGGUAUGUUACAAGUGGCAUAAGAAGAUCCUGUUUUUAAAUUUGUCAGGCAUUUUAUUAUUCAGUGCAUAAUAUGUAUAGAUCUGAGUGCUGUUUUCCUUGCAUUGUCUAUUAUUUUUACCUUGUCUUUCCCCUAAGAGAAUUUUAAGAAAAUCUUCACCAAUAUUUCUAGUGUUGAUGGUAAUUAGGAAAACAGUAGUUGAGAGAUAUAAGAAUAGAUUGAAAAGAGUGAGUAAAAUGGGUGAAAUGACAAGUGGGAACCAUGUAGCUGAGAUGUAUUUGUUUAGAUGAAAAGUCUACACUGGUUCUUAAUAUGAAAAUCAAACCAUGUAUCUACCUUAAGAACAAUGUUGUUGUUUUUAAUUUAUUGUAGCGAUUUAGUUUUUUUCACGUAAUAUUUCUAUUUUCUUUGCAGAUUGUUUUUAAUUUAAAUUGUGGAAUUUUUACUUCUCAAAAUGUAUUAACUACUGUAUUUUUUGAAAUCUUAUUUUUAAAUAAAUAUUUUUUAAAAACGUA